Molecule: messenger RNA, 1131 nt
Organism: Solanum dulcamara
Lineage: Eukaryota; Viridiplantae; Streptophyta; Magnoliopsida; Solanales; Solanaceae
Exons: 4
Coding region: 1-1131 (376 amino acids)
Source: RefSeq, a predicted model, not a curated record
AUGGGUUCCAGUCAUCUCUAUUAUCUUCAUUCAUCAGAUUUCCCUGGUAUGAAUCUGGUGAAUUUCACUUUUGAUGGAAAAGGGUAUGGAGGCUGGCGUAGGUCAGUUCUCAUUGCUUUAUCAGCCAAAAAUAAAAUAGAUUUUAUAGAUGGCACAUGUAAAGAGCCUGCUAUUGAUUCCACAAAUCACAAAUUGUGGAGCAGGUGUAAUGACAUUGUGUUAUCUUGGCUCUUAAAUUCACUUUCAAAAGAAAUUUCUGAUAGUGUCAUAUACUCAAAAACUACUAAAGCUUUAUGGACAGACCUUGAAGAAAGGUUUGACCAAUCAAAUGGGGCUAAAUUAUACCAUCUCCAAAAGGAACUAAGUGAUUUAGUUCAGGGAUCUAAUGAUAUAGCAACAUAUUUUACCAAGUUAAAGAAACUUUGGGAUGAGCUAGACACUCUUAAUGCUGACAUAAAUUGUGGAUGUAAUUAUAGCUGUGGAGGAAAGGACAAACUGACCAAAUCUAUACAAGAUGAGAGACUUAUGCAUUUUCUGAUGGGUCUAAAUGAUUCAUAUGCAUCAUUUAGAGGAAAUAUGUUGAUUAUCUCACCUCUCCCUAAUGUGAAUGUUGCUUAUUCUAUCUUAAUUCAAGAUGAAAAACAAAGGAAGGUUUAUGUAAAUCAACAGUACCCUAGUGAAUCAUCCUCUUGUUUGUCAAUAAACCAACACAAAUAUACACCCUAUGAUCAGCCUAUUCAAAAAAUUUCUAACUAUGAUCAGUAUAACCAGAAAUAUGGAAACUAUGAGCAAAAAGGAAAAGGAAAGUUUGAUACAAGAAAGAACAACCUGACUUGCUCACACUGCAAGAAACCUGGUCAUAGCAUCGACAAGUGUUAUAGGAUUGUAGGGAAUAAUCAACAAUUUUCACAGGAGCAGUUCAGUCAAUUGGUUCAUCUUUUGCAACAAGUUAAAGUUAGCCAAUCAGGUCAUACAAGUUCAGAAGCAGAAGCUGUUGCCAACAGUGUAGCAUGCUCUGGGGCAACCCAACAUAUGGCCUUUGACACCUCAAUCUUUUUUAAUCUAACUCCUCUUCUUACACCUUUAAGUAUUAAUCUACCAAAUUCACAAAAGACUUUGUCAGCAAUAUAA